This is a messenger RNA of Drosophila teissieri, 1006 nucleotides long. It is a transcript of the gene Tsp2A, whose product is annotated as tetraspanin-2A. NCBI's taxonomy places the organism in Eukaryota, Metazoa, Arthropoda, Insecta, Diptera, Drosophilidae. Bases 162 to 896 code for a protein of 244 amino acids. Gene Ontology annotation, cellular component: membrane. The transcript is spliced from 2 exons. The record is from RefSeq and is a predicted model, not a curated record.
CCUGGAUGUUGUCACCACCGCGUAUCUCAGCCAAACCGAAAGUCUGGUCAAAACGAUUUCAACGAACGAGCGCAACGGACACCUAUUUCUAGUCCGUCGCUGAGCAAGCUAUUUUUUCCUUCUGACCCCACGAGUAUCGACCCAAGCAAGCUUCCCAAACGAUGGGUAUCGGCUAUGGAGCCUCCGACGAGCAGCUGGAGAAGCAAAUUGGCUGCGUGAAGUACACACUCUUCUGCUUCAACAUCGUGGCAUGGAUGAUAUCCACGGCGCUGUUCGCCCUGACCGUCUGGUUGAGGGCUGAGCCAGGCUUCAACGACUGGCUGCGCAUCCUGGAAGCGCAGUCCUUCUACAUCGGCGUGUACGUGCUCAUCGGCAUCAGCAUUGUGAUGAUGGCCGUUAGCUUCCUCGGCUGCCUGAGCGCGCUCAUGGAGAACACCCUGGCUCUGUUUGUGUUCGUGGGCACCCAGGUCUUUGGAUUCGUCGCCAUUGUGGCCGGGUCGGCGGUCCUAAUGCAGUUCAGCACCAUUAACUCCAGCCUGCAGCCGCUGCUGAAUGUUUCGUUGCGCGGCUUUGUGGCCACAUCAGAGUACACAUACUCGAACUACGUGCUGACCAUGAUCCAGGAGAACAUUGGCUGCUGCGGGGCCACCGGGCCAUGGGACUAUCUCGACCUGCGCCAGCCGCUGCCAAGCUCCUGCCGCGACACCGUCAGCGGCAACGCCUUCUUCAACGGAUGCGUGGACGAGCUGACCUGGUUCUUCGAGGGCAAAACCGGUUGGAUUGUGGCUCUGGCCAUGACUCUCGGCCUGCUCAAUGUCAUCUGCGCCGUGAUGAGCUUCGUGCUUGUGCAGGCCGUCAAAAAGGAGGAGGAACAGGCCAGCAACUACCGCCGCUGAACCCAGCCUCGUAUAUUUAGUUAGUAGCGACAAGUGACCCUGCGAUAGAUCUAAGAAUUCAUACCCAGUUCGAACAAUAAGUACAAUAAAGAUUGCGACCCCCACGAGAA